AUGGAAGAAAAGGAGAUGACGAAAGUGUUCUUAAAGACUCUUGAUACUUUUUAUUACGAGAGGAUGAUUGCAAGCGCUCCUACAGACUUUACUGACAUGGUAAACAUGGGAGUCCGUUUAGAGGAAGCAGUUCGAGAAGGACGUCUAGUUAGAGAAGGAAGUUCAUCUUCAAGCGGGGCAAAGAGGUACGGCGGUUUUAUGAAAAAGAAGGAACAAGAAACUAAUGCUGUGUCCUAUAAUCAUCCAAGAAGGAUCAAUUAUCCUUACCAUUCCCAACACCAACAUAUAGCAGCCGUGACUCCAGUAAUCACUUCCGCUCCAAUUCAAGUCCAAUACCCUCAGCAGCGUACCAAGCGCUUCCAACAGAAUACUCAGUAUCAGCAACAACAUCAACCUCAACAACAUCAACAUCAGUUACAACAACGUCCACCACAGCAACAAAGAAGAACCAAUUUUGAUGCAAUUCCAAUGUCAUAUGCAGAAUUGUAUCCAGCUUUGAUCACUAAAAACCUUGUGCAACCACGACCACGACCUCCUGUACCAGAAGUUCUACCUUGGUGGUACAAGCCAGAGGUAUCUUGUCCCUUUCAUCAGAAUGCUCCAGGUCAUGACUUAGACAACUGUUUUGCUUUAAAGUUGGAAGUACAGAAGUUGACAAGAGCAGGUAUCCUGACCUUCAAGAACAUGGGUCCCAAUGUGAAGGACAAUCCAAUGCCAAGUCAUGGUCCUUCAUCAGUGAAUAAUAUAGAAGUUUGUCUCAAUGAACAACGUGUUACGAAGAUAGAGGAGAUUCAGCAGUCUUUGGUUGAAAUUCAUUCUGUUUUAUGUGCUCAUGGUCUAUUCCAACAUGACCACCAGAUAUGUGGUACAUGUUCAGUCAAUUCAAGAGGUUGUAGAAAGAUUCAAGAUGAUUUGCAAGGCGUCCUUGAUCAGGGUUUGAUUCAGAUUUCUAGACAAGUGAGUUUUCCAGAAUCACAAGAACAAGAGGUGAAUGUCAUCAUUCCUUGCUUCAACAUUCCAGAGAAAGUAGAGAUAGCUUAUCAUCCGAGGGAGCCAGUGGUGAUUUUCCCUCCGGGCCCAAUGCCUUACACUUCAGAUAAAGCGGUCCCCUACCGCUAUGCAACAACUAUUAUUGAGAACGGUAAAGAGGUCGAGAUUAAAACCUUAGCCUCAGUUACCAAUAUCGCAGCAAAUAGCCGAAUGACGCGCAGUGGCCGCGUGUUCGCUCCGCCGGUUAUCCCAAGUAGAAAUGUUGAGAAUGAUCCAGUAGUCGUGGUACCAGUGACAAGAGAAGCAGAAGGAGAAGCACUACUGAAGGUGCUUGAUCAAGCCUUUGUAGAACAGGAUAUAACAGCAGAGCAGUUCAACAAUGUUGUAGGAAGCAUCACUUCAUGCAAUGGCUUAGGCUUUUGUGAUGAAGAACUGCCAGAAGAAGGAAAGAAUCACAACUUCGCUCUCCAUAUCUCAGCCAAUUUUCAAGGGGAUUCUUUGUCUAAUAUCCUAAUUGACACCGGUUCAUCUCUGAAUGUCAUGCCCAAGUCUACCUUGUUGAAGCUAAAGUAUAAAGGGGGGCGAAUGCGGCACAGUGGAAUUAUUGUGAAAGCGUUCGAUGGAUCAAGAAAAACAGUCAUUGGAGAAGUUGAUUUGCCUAUUGGUAUUGGACCACACGUAUUCCAGAUCAAUUUCCAGGUUAUGGACAUAGUGCCAGCUUAUAGCUGUCUGCUCGGACGCCCAUGGAUUCAUGAGGCGGGUGCCAUUACAUCCACGUUACACCAAAAGUUAAAGUUUGUCAAGAAUGGGCAAAUAGUGACGGUUAAUGGGGAGCAGGCUAUGCUGAUUAGCCACCUUUCAUCGUUUAGUGUGAUAGAAGUAGACGAGACGGCUGUUCAAACUCCAUUUCAGGCCCUGACCAUCGAUGAUUACAAGAAAAGUGAAGGUUCAAUCGCGUCAUUCAAAGACGCCCAGCAGAUUGCCAAGACACGUCCUACAGAAAUGUGGGGCAAGGUGAUAGAGUUGCCAGAAAACGUUAACCAUGCAGGAUUAGGCUUUGUUGAUGGAAAACAAGUGCAGACUUCAGUGGUGCGACCUUUCAAAGAUAUCUUUCACAGCGGUGGGUUUAUCAACAUGGUAGCAGUUGAAGAGGAUACUUUUGAGAAAAAGACAGAAGACGAAGGCCCCAGAUUUGUGACACCAGGAUGUGAGCCCCGGUGGGUGUAUGUUGUUAAGAGGGAUAUCCAGAAGAUGAUGGAUGAGAAUGUAAUCCAUAUUCAACAGUCGAGAGAUAUAGAUGAUGUGAAUGUAACCGUGCCUGUGUUUAAGACCCCUCAACGGGUGACCCGUAGUUGUCGUGUGUUUGGCCCGGUUUUCCCGAAAGAGGUAGAAAAUGUUGUAACAAGUAAGAAGGCAGAGAUUCCAGUAGCGAAUCCAGUUAGUACUUCAGUGUGUCGGUCUGGUGGAGAGAAGGCAAUAUUGGUAAGCCAUUUAUCAUCUUUUUCAUAUGUUGAAGCCGAGGAGGUGGUUGGAACUCCGCUCCAAGCCUUUUCUAUUGCUGAAGAAAAGAAACUCGGGGAACCCAUGUCUUCUUUAAAAGAUGCACAAAAGGUUAUUGAGGCUGGCAACAUUGAUUAG
Molecule: messenger RNA, 2628 nt
Organism: Lathyrus oleraceus (garden pea)
Lineage: Eukaryota; Viridiplantae; Streptophyta; Magnoliopsida; Fabales; Fabaceae
Exons: 5
Coding region: 1-2628 (875 amino acids)
Biological process (GO): proteolysis
Molecular function (GO): aspartic-type endopeptidase activity
Source: RefSeq, a predicted model, not a curated record